Molecule: messenger RNA, 5409 nt
Organism: Epinephelus lanceolatus (giant grouper)
Lineage: Eukaryota; Metazoa; Chordata; Actinopteri; Perciformes; Serranidae
Gene: rhpn1
Product: rhophilin, Rho GTPase binding protein 1
Biological process (GO): negative regulation of stress fiber assembly; signal transduction
Molecular function (GO): protein binding
Source: RefSeq, a predicted model, not a curated record
AAAAAGCAGGCGGAGGAGGCGCUAGCGUAAUGUAAUGAGUUGAAGCAGGGUAGUUUUGAGGAGUAAAAAGUUGUUUAUUUCACUCUGGUGUUGCCUGACCCGUGGAGCCUUGUCAGUACUUGGAAUUAUACAAAGUUGGAAGAAAUGUAGGGACUUUUUGGCAGUUUUUGUCGUUGCCUCACGAUGGAGGAACCUGCGACAAGAGAGUUGGAGAUGUCCCUGUCAGACGGUACCUCGGACGACGACAUGCCCUUAAUGUUACCCUCAGAGGGCAGCCACAGUGGGAGCAUCCGCAAGGGAUGUGAUCCUUUUGCCCAGACUCAGCGCAGUAAACUGCAGCACAGGCGAGCUCGCAUCAACCAGCAGAUCAACAAAGAGAUGCGCAUGAGAGCAGGAGCAGAGAACCUGUUCAGGGCAACGACCAACAACAAGGUGAAAGAAACCGUUGCUCUGGAGCUCAGCUUCGUCAACUCCAACCUGCAGCUGCUGAAGGAGGAGCUGGAGGAGCUCAACAGCAACAUGGAGGUCUACCAGACAGACAGUGAUGCUAUCAACGUUCCCAUGAUCCCACUUGGAUUAAAAGAAACCAAAGAGGUGGACUUCACAGUCGCUAUCCAGGACUUCAUCUGUGAGCACUACGGAGAGGACAGCUCUCUCUACAGCAAGGAGAUCAAAGAGCUUAUGGAGCUCAGACAGGCCAUGCGUACACCCAGUCGUAACCAGGCUGGGCUGGAGCUCCUGAUGGAGUACUACAACCAACUGUACUACCUGGACCAGCGCUUCUUCCCUCUACACAGGAACCUGGGUGUACACUUCCAUUGGUACGAUUCUCUGACAGGCGUUCCGUCAUGUCAGCGUACGUUGGCCUUUGAGAAAGGAAGUGUGCUGUUCAACAUCGGUGCUCUUUACACACAGAUCGGAGCACGGCAGGACCGCUCUGCAGCAGCUGGCAUAGACCGAGCCAUAGAUGCCUUUCAGAGAGCUGCAGGUGCAUUUAAUUACCUUAAAGAGAAUUUCUCCAACGCUCCCAGUCUGGACAUGAGUGGUCCGUCGCUCUGCAUGCUGGUACGUCUGAUGGUUGCCCAGGUGCAGGAGUGUGUGUUUGAACGUGUCACACUUACCACAAAGGACACACACUUCACUUCCCAACUCCGCCUGGCACAGGAAGCUGCACGGGUGUCAGAUGUCUACUUGUUAGUGCAGCAGACCAUGACGCAGCCUCUGAUGAAGGACUAUGUGCCAUUUUCUUGGGCAUCCAUGGUUCAGGUCAAAUCUGAACACUUCCGUGCCCUCUCACACUACUACGCAGCUGUCGCACUCUGCGAUCACACAUUAUCUGCUGAGGAGGACGAGGGUGAUGAGGAAGCAGAGAAGGCUUAUCUCCAGUUCUAUGUCAACGUUCCUGCCGGGUCAACACUCAGCCAGGUUUUACAAGACCCUGAAAAAAGAAGAAAGCUUGGUAAAGCUCACCUGCGGCGUGCAGUAAUCAGACAUGAGGAGGCCAUGCGUGUCCACAGUCUGUGUAAGAUCCUGAGGAAGAUGGACAUCCUGCAGGACGUGCUGUCUCUCACACACAAACGCUCCUUGGAUAAGUACUCGGAGCUGGACAGAGAGGACGACUUUGAUGAAACUGCAGAGGCUCCAGAGAUACAGUCUCAAACCCAUCAGAAACCAGAAAUAACUCCAACCAACUUUGCUACAGUUCAAGUUACUGAUAUCUUCCAAAGACUGGGACCUCUGUCAGUGUUUUGUGCUCGGGCUCGCUGGGGUCCGGUACGUGUGAUCUGCCUGCAGAGGAGGGAGGGCGGACUAGGUCUUACACUCAGAGGAGACUCCCCUGUCCUGGUGGCUGGAGUGGUGCCUGGAGGGUGUGCAGCGGAGGCUGGACUAAGAGAAGGAGACUACAUAGUAGCAGUUGACGGACAGGAUAGUAAAUGGGCCAAACACAGCGAGGUGGUCCACAUGCUAAAGAGCUGUAGCGACAGAGGAGUGGAGCUCAGUGUGGUGACAUUACACUCACAUGAUACACAGCAGGUAGAGAGGAGGACCAUAAUGCUGUCACACAGCAGUGAUAAGGAAAAUACUCGGCAGUGUCUGCUGGGUGGAGCUAAGGGUCAGAGCUCCGCCUCCUUGUUGAACUGGAACAGGAAGAAGAAGAGGGAAGGAGGCGGGGUCACUAAGAGACUAGGAAGCACUUUCAGUUUGUCAUUCGGAAGCAUCCGAGACACUGAGGCCAUGUACUGAGACAUGACAGCAGAGGAACCACUCAGGGAAUCACAGCAGUGGAGCACAGGUUACGAUCAGGACCGCAUUCAGACUGACAGUAGUGCUGCACCAAGAAACAUCAGCAGGGGAUGCUGCUGCUGCUGCUGCUGCUGCUGCUGCUGCUGCAGCUGCAGAGAGCUCUGACAAAAAGCACAAGGUUACUCCAGUAAAGUUGUUUCUGGCUUCUUCUUCUUGCUUCAGCACAUUCCAGUGUAUCCGGCAGCUUUGCUGGCCAUACAAAUAUGUGGAAGCACACAUACCAGGUAGAACACCUUCUGACAUGUAGCUUUUAGCUAAUUUUUACCUUUCAAGUGAAGAGCCUAUUGCUGAUGCCAUAACUUUCAAGGGUUGAACAGUCCUGCCUCUGAGGAGCAUGCCGUACUCCUCUGUGCAGCUCUGUGUACUGCCUUGCAGCCUAAAAGUGUGUUGAGACAGAAUGCAAGGAAAAGUUUAGAUGCAGGAUGCUCUAAAUUCACUUUGAGACAGGACUGGGUUUGUAAAGAUUACAAACUGCCAUGCUGUUGCUCCUGCAUCACUCUGUGCAAAAAAAUUUACAAAAAUUGACUGACAAAAUGUGUGAUGCACAUGCAGGGCUGGGCAAGAUAUCGAUAUUAUAUUGAUAUUGUGAUGUGAGACUAGAUAUCAUCUUAGAUUUUGGAUAUUGUAAUAUUGUAAAUCUUUUCAGAGUUCUAAAGGCUGCAUUACAGUCAAGUGAUGUCAUUUUCUGAACUUACCAGACUGCUCUAUAGCUGUUCUACUUUUUGCCUUUACCCACAGAGUCUGAAUCUUUGAAUCAGAAAUUCUCUUGAAGAAAAAAUGUAAACAUUUGUUGGAAAUAUCAAUCAGCAAAAUGUGGGACACAUGGCCAUUAAAAUGAAAGGAGCAGAGAAAACAAAAAUGUAUUUGCCAGUCUAUUAAUCUCUUAAUAGUAAAUCUUAAAUUUGACAUAUUUUCUCACUACACCAAUAACUUAGAUUGUGAUGCUAACUGAAUACAACACGAUUGUCAUACUCAUGCACAAGAAGGUGGAGGGGACAGCGACAACAUUCGGAGAUUUACAAGCAGCGUCUUUAUUCCUAAAAUCUGUGGAAAAUCUGCAGAGUUCUGUGAGCACAGAUUCUGUAUGUGCGUGGUCAUUGUAUUCACAUUAAUGAUGAUUAUUUAUCAAAAAUGUUAUGAAACACUAAUUGUCAACACUACAAUGUCGGCGCAAUAUAGAUAUCAGGGUAUUUGGUCAAAGAUAUCAAAAUAUUUGAUUGUCUCCAUGUCGCCCAGCCCUAUGCGCACAACUUUUGUUGUACAUCUUUCAGUGGUUGAACUUCACUGUGAGACAGGAAGCCACUGAGAGUCAAAGGAUUAUUUUGAAUAUUACUGAACUUGAUUUGAUUUUUUUAAGCAAACAACUGACAGUUACUUUAAAAAUAAUCAUUCCAAUCAACCAGAGACUAGUGAAUAAAUAAAUUAACUAACAGGCUAACAGUAAGUCCAGGGCCAAGGGCUCACAAACAAAAACCCAACCUUGUAAGUCUUAACCAUGCUUACAACUUGUGAAUGUUGAGAUCUAAUGGGACAACAAAGAAAAGGUUUCAGCUUUUGUUCUAACUCAGAUUCAGAUAAGCAAUAUUAGUACAGUGCUGUUGGAGAUUACUCUGAUAUGGAAUCGGGAUUAACAAAAAAUGAGAUGAGUCCACCUUUAUCGACUAAGUUUAAUGCUCACUGGAUGUCUUAUGACACAAACAAACCUAUUUGGAUCUAAUCUUUUUAAGACCGCACCCAAGCAACAUUAGAUAUACCCCCAUCCUAUGUCUUAGUGUUGAUGCUUUAGAGAAGCAGAUAUUUAAUCACUUUCGCUUCCUGUAUCGGCACAGUACGGCUAACAAAUCUGGACUACUUCUGUCUAUAUAAUGUGUCCAGUGUGUGCUGCGGGUGACACAAUGCUAUGUGACACAGCUGGCAAUAUCUGCAGUGAAAUUAAGUAAAUCACUGAAAGCUCCUUUGCUUAACUUUAGACAAAGUAUAUGUAUUGUAACAUUAAUGUACUGAUGGAGAAAGAAUUGAAAGGGCAGUUCAGAAUUAGAAACAAGUACCAUGUUUUUUGUGUCUUACAUUAUCCCUAAGUGGUGUCUGAGAUGACAGAACACUGUAACAGUCACCUGUUUAACCACUAAAGUGCUCCACAUUUGGAUCAGCUCAUCCACUUUGCAUUACUAAUGAAUAUGACGAUGAUGUUCUUGCAGAAAUAUUUGUGUUUAGUUUUGUCAUUUUUAGAUAAUUAAAAGCACUUCAGAGGUUUUGGUCCAAUGUUUGGUAGUUUUGAUAUUUUUAAUGCACUGUGAAUAUUGAAAAGGACAAAUCUCAUGUUAAUAAUGUAGUCCUGACUUGAUGUUUUAAUAAUGACCAUGAAACACACAAAUACUCUUGUGUGUAUUUGAAAUGUAGUGUCUUAGAUCUGUUGUGUCCUUACUGGUUUCUGAGAGUGGUCCAGCCACUGUGCUGUGUUCCAGUUAGCCAGUAUGAGGAACAAUAGAUAAGGAUGUUAGUGGGAAAAUGUUUUUAUUAUUAACAGUGUUUGAACUUUUUGUAAGAUUUUGAUAUAUCUAGAAAUGUGAGAAUUGUAGCACAUUACUCGUUGGUCCAGCUAAAAAUUGAUGCUGUGUUUUCUUUUGUUUUGCCAUGGCCUGUGUGUGUCUUUGUUUUCUUUCUGUACAAUGUUUGUGCCAUGGCGGUCCAUAGUGGUGAGUACAGAAAGCCGGAGGGGACAGACAAUUAUAUGUCAUUCUCUUUUAACAUGAUCACAACUGUCACAAAAAAGUGUUGACAGUUUACACCAACAUUACAAAUAGUAAGAUCUUUUUAAUCCUCAUAAUCAUGACAUAAAUAUCAGAUUUCAAGGAACCAAGUUUGACAUGGUAUGAUAACAAAGUAUCUUCUUGUUGACGAAAAACUGGUACAAUCUUUCCUGCUCAGCUUUCUGCACUCUGUAUGUGUGAGUGAGUAAAUAUUUGUCAAAAUUGUUGUGAAGGAAUAUUUUUUUUCCUUCUGUUUGUGUCUUUGACUCGAUAUCUGACCAUCCCUUAUUGACUGCAUUUGGGGAUUUGCACACUAUUUUUUCAUGUAUAAAUACAAUAAAAAAAAGUGAAUAAU